Messenger RNA from Melampsora larici-populina 98AG31, 1956 nucleotides. RefSeq lists its product as uncharacterized. The coding region runs from base 1 to 1956 and encodes 651 amino acids. The record is from RefSeq and is a predicted model, not a curated record. NCBI's taxonomy places the organism in Eukaryota, Fungi, Basidiomycota, Pucciniomycetes, Pucciniales, Melampsoraceae. The transcript is spliced from 5 exons.
AUGUCAAUACCCCUUUCCGCCCCAUUCAGUCCCAUCGUGGCAUUGCUGAACAUGCCCAGGCGAGACGGAUUUGCAAAAUCGAAUCUCAUGACAACGGGCCCACGCCAUGUCAAUGACCUAAGGAUUUCCUUUGGUGUGGUCUAUAAAGCUAGCCCUUUUAAUUCGCUUGUUUCACUCUGCAUUUACCUCAUGGAUCCAUCUGAGCUUCAGGCGUUGUUGCAAGCAACCACUCAACAACUUGCUGCUCAGACUCAACUGAUUUCCCAGAUGCAAACUCAGGCUGCUUCCCGCGACCAAGCCUACGACACUCUGCUCAAAAAGCUCAAAUAUGUGGGACUACAAUCACCACCUAAGUCGAAGUCCAAAGCAAAAUCGAAGGCUGCAAAGGAUCAACCUGCUGCCGCAAGCUCAUCAAGAGCCCCGCCUGUUCCUUUGCCGUCAAACAAGACUACCGCCACUCCUCGCCCGAGAGUGACAUCCAAACGCCACAGUUCUACUUCCACGCCUAAGAAGUCGCCGCUUCCUGCGAAGUCAACCCCAAAGUCGUCACCAGCUGUUAGAUCUACAAAAAAACAAGCUGGCCCGCCGAUCACUGCAUCCCCCAAACGAAGUCCUCAUCAGGUACUCUCUGGGGAGUUUCCAGAGGAUUAUACACGUACCAAGGAAUGUUUCUUUACGUUUGUUCGAAUCAUAUGGGACUUGGCCGCGGCCGGUUCAGUUCCUGUGGCCCCGGAUCCAGCGCUUCUUACCAAAUUCAAUGCUAGAUUUUCCGACCCCGCUCAAAUUACAGCCGUUGCUGAUUCCUCAAACAGUCAGGAUCUCAUUCCCCAAACUGAAAUCAUCUCUUUGCGUGAAGCCCGAGCUGGCCGUGUUAAAAUCGGUAAGGGGAUUGUAUAUGUGCAGGAUUUCUUCGUUCGAUACUCUCUUGCGAUGUUGGCAAAACUCGGAAUUCGUCGAUGGGCUCCAGAUCUUGACGCUGCUCCGGACUCGAUGUGGAAUGAAGCCUGUCGGCUCAGUGCAAUCAGGAUCUUUCGGAUGUGGGUUGCCGGAAAAGCUUUCCCGAAUGCGAACCCCUACUAUCUUUGUAAACUCCUUUGGAAACACGCCGAGGCGCACAACUUCCCUGCGCGCUACAUCAAAAUGUUGCGCAAAAUCGACGCUCACAGUGACGACGAAAUCGAUGCCCAGCGAGGAAUCCACAUUGUCAAGACACCAAUCUACCGAUCUGAGGCUGCUGGCGUGUUCAUGCGACGUCUGGAUGAACACAUGAAACAUUCCGACAUAAUCAUUAACAAGCGAACUCAAAGACACCCUCGCCUUCGUCCCGCUGCACCAAUCCUCUCUACUUUUACCAGACCCCCCCGAGGCUUACCGCUUGACUUUUACGACUCCGACUGGUGGAACAACACGCUUUCCCAAUCCCAACGGGACAUGAUAGGCGACUGCUUAAAUGUAAUGUUUCUCCCAGAUCCUUCAGUAUCUCUGCUUGGUAGAUCACAUCCGGAUGAGAAGCUUCGCGACCGAAAGUUCACUGAGAAGCACUGGGCCAGGGCGACUAAGGCCUACGACUUAGAACAUCUGAACCUGGGUCACGAUUCAAGUGAUGGUUCCGAGUCAGAUGAUGAAGAAGAUGGAUCUGACGCAGGCACUGUCAUUGAUUUGGAUGACACUGAUGAUGAAGAAGACAAAGAUUUUGAAGACGAAGAAGACAAAGAAGAUAUAGAUGAUGAUGAGGACGAAGAAGAAAGCGAGGAGGAAGAGGAAGAGGAAGAAACUACUAAGAGGAGUAAGGGUAAGGCGAAGGCGAAGGCGAAAGGUAAUGACUGGGCGGAGUCGGAAGAAUUUGAAAAGCCAAUUGGUGGUGGCAAAGGGGAUUAUUAUGUAGACGAUGCAACAAUGGAUGACGAUGGGGAUGAAGAACGCGCACAGAGGUGGGAUGUUUGGAAAAAUGCCUGA